UGCUCAAGUCAUGAAAGUACUACAACAUGGCGGAGUCCUUGUAAACACAUCAAGUAAAAUUGUUUGACUACUCAGACUACUGUAUUAUAGACUAGACUAGAUCUAGAUCUAGUGAAAAAUGUCGGAUAAGCUGGUAAAAAUGAAAACAGCUUUUCGAAAAGUUUUUAAAUUGCCUAACGUUAAUAUGCUUAAAUGGUAUCCUGGACAUAUGUUAAAAGGAAUGUUGCAAAUUCAAGCUAAACUUCAAAAAAUUGACUGUAUCAUAGAAGUUCACGACGCUAGAAUUCCAUUUUCUGGACGAAACAUACGUUUCCGAGAUAUUAUUAAGCUCAGACCUCAUGUUCUUUUGUUAAACAAGGUGGACCUUACAAAUCUUCGAGAUGAUAAUAUAAAAAAAGACAAAAUCAUUAAUAAGUUAAAACAGCAAGGUGUUGACACAGUAUUUCUAACAAAUUUGAAAGAGACUCACUUUGAGAGUUUCUUACAAAAAACUGUUUUACCAGUAACACAAGAUUUAAUUUCUAAACGCCCUAGAUAUAACAGAGAAGAAGUGCUGGACUUUAAUUAUCUUGUGAUUGGAGUUCCCAAUGUUGGAAAAUCAACUUUUAUCAAUAGCUUACGCUCCACACUGUUGAAGAAAAAAGGACAUGCUACUUCUGUGGGAGCUAUAGCUGGCAUAACCAGAAGUGUGUUGUCUAAAAUUAAAGUUAGUUCAAAUCCAAAUAUUUAUAUAAUUGAUACUCCUGGCAUUAUGCCACCCAAGUUUGACAAUAUUGAAACUGGCAUGAAAGUUGCUGCUUGUUCAUGUCUACCAGACCAUUUAGUAGGGGAAAUAAACAUUGCUGAUUUCAUUUUGUUUUGGCUAAAUAAACAUCAAGAUUUUCAAUAUGUUAAAUAUUUUGAAUUAUCGGAAGCAACAGACAAUAUAGUUCAGGUGUUGACGAAAAUAGCUAUCAAACGUAAGGCAGUUAAUCGUAUUAAAGAUGUUGCAACACAACAAUACACAUAUGUUCCAAAUUUAGCUCAAUGUGCACAGAUUUUUAUUGCUGCAUUUCGUGAAGGAAGCCUUGGAAAACAUGUUUUAGAUGAUGUUGAAUAAUGUUUAUAAUUGUUUUACUGAUUUGUUUAUAUUGAAUGUGAGUUAUUGAAAAUUAAAUAUGUGAACCAGUGUAUAAAAGAGAAGUGUAUAAGAGAAACCAUAGUAUGAAUCAAUAAUCCUGUGACAUUGUGUAAGCUAUAAUAUAAUAAUGUCCAUUUUUAGGUACCAGUAUCUAUUAAUAUAUAUUUCUGUUAUGAACAAUCUUUUAAUCAUUUUCAAUAGGUUUGUAUUAUGUAUAUAUAUAUUAUAUAUAUACCAUUAUAUAUUUUGAUAUUGAAAGUAAAUAAUGAUGAAAAUUAUUGUCCAUGUUUUAAAUUUUAUAGAUCUAAUACCUUCAAUCUCUUGAAAUCAAUAAUUUUUAAAUAGAAUAAAAAGGAACUACCUAUUAUAGAUUCUUAAUUAAAGUGUUAGGUAUUACCACACUUGCCUUUCACUCUCCCUGAUAUAAUUAUUUAUAUACCCAAUAUUUUAUUGAAUAAGAUGAGAUGUAAUAAACAUUUUUGUGUCAUUUUUUUAAAGAAAGUCUUUCUUUGAUAUUGUUGCACUUUAAAUACAACAUUGCUUCAAAAAUGUAUUUAUUAACUGUGAAGAAACAAGUUCCUUUGAUUGUAAAGUGCCUUUAAUUGUAAAGAAUUUAAUAGUAACGUACCGGUUUGUACAAGGCUAACAUUUAUAUACAAGCAACUCCACUAGAUCUUUUUUCCUUCUCCUUGUUUACAACACACCCUUGAUUUCCCGCAAGUCCCUUAACUCAAUGGUACCCAACACUUGACCAUGUGUCACAGUUGACCACACAUAGUAACCGUGUCACAACAUUUAUUUUUAGUCAUCUGAAGAAAGCACUAUAGAUUAUAUUUGAUAGAAAAA
Molecule: messenger RNA, 1966 nt
Organism: Biomphalaria glabrata
Lineage: Eukaryota; Metazoa; Mollusca; Gastropoda; Planorbidae
Product: mitochondrial ribosome-associated GTPase 1-like
Exons: 1
Coding region: 119-1099 (326 amino acids)
Cellular component (GO): mitochondrion
Molecular function (GO): GTPase activity; GTP binding
Source: RefSeq, a predicted model, not a curated record